GUUCGCUGGAAAAGAGCGUAGAACGAUUUCGCGAAAAAGUGUGAAGCUCAACAAAGGAGGCAGUGGAGAAAAAGCGUUGAUGACGUUGACGCUGCUGCUGGUGGAAGCUGUGCCGCUCCUUCCGUGUGUGUGUGGCAACGCGUCGAAACACGAAACAACGCACUGCUCGAGAAUGUGGGAGUGUGUUUUGGAAUUUUAGGGAAAUUUUGGGUGGACUCGUCGGCGUGGGAAAGCGGCGCAGAGGUGGACGCCCUUUCUAGAAUCCUCACCUCUCCCGAAACGAACACACAGAGACGUGCACACAGCCACACUCACACACACAGCAAGCGCAGCAUUAUCCAUGCUUCCAGACGCAUGAAACGCUCUGUGGAGGCUGGCCAAGCAUUCGAUGUGGCAAAUUGAAAGCAGAAGCAAACGUGACGCUGUGGUGGUGGUGCUGCUGCUGCUGCUUCUCCAGAGGUGAAAGGAGCUGCGUUCCCAAAAAUUCAACCGACACUACCAAAAAAAUUUAGUGUGUAUGGUGUGACUUGGUGUCUCGUUGAAUAAAUUGGGCUAAACGGUGUGUUUUGUGUGUGUGUGUGGAAGUGAAAAAAAGAAGAAAAAAAAGUAGCUUGCUGCAUAAUCUGCUGGCAGCGAUUAGUGCAUCCCCCUGGGGUCACGAAAGUGCCAAAAAGAAGGAGCGUGGUGCAGCAGUGCAGUGCCACUAUGUGUGUUCAAUGUGCUGUGUUAUGUGUGAAUAAUAAAUGGUGAGGUAAAAUUGGCGAGACAACACAACACAAGUAGCAGCGAGAGUGCAGGGGAGAGAGAGACUGUAUCAUCCUUCUCUAUAUGCAUCCUAAUUUGGCCAGACCGUGUGCAGCAACAGCUUCGGUCUUUCGGUGUCGUCGGUGGGCAGAAGUACACCGCGGGCAGCACUGGGUGCUGUAGUGGUGUGGUGUUAUAAAGUCUUCCCAUUCCUCCGCGCACCAUCGCUACCAGUGUUUCGUCCCAGGCACUCGAUUAAGAUCGCGGCAGUAGCACACCCGGCAGCAGCAGCAGCAGCAGCAGCAGCACGGGCCAGAACGUGAGCGGCGGCCAGUACCGCGAGCAAGUGAGACAGCGUGGCGAUCUACCCUUCUGUCCCCGCGGUUGGAAUAUGGAUAGAAGUGUAGAUUCCAUCGGUAGUUGCUCGCUUGAUGUAGAUGCCGAUUCGACCGACUUCUCAGACACCUCCGGAGAGCUGAACUUUCUAACACCGAUUUCGGGCAAAGACAUUACGCGCGAAUUCACCGCCGGCAUCAAGGAGCGUUGUAUGCUACCGGUCAUUAACUGCCAAGCAGUCACGAGCGUACUGGACCCGGUGACAGGACACAUCAGCACGGUGCUAACGACGACCACAGCACCCAACGGCCAGCAGCAGCAGCAACAGCAAGCACUGCAACCCCUGCUAAGCGGCACCGGUGACAGCUCACCAACCGCAGCCACGAACAAGAAGCCGAGCUAUCUGAACCUGGCGUGCUGCGUCAAUGGGUACUCGAACCUGACGACGUACGAUUCGAAGCUCCGCCAGGACAUUAACAAGUCGCGCGAAGUUUCACCCAGCCGUCCGAUCAUCGCGACGCUCCACUACAACCGUACCGAGACCGGUGCCGGUGGGCAUCUGCUGGCCGCGCCAACGCUCAGCUACGUGAGCAUGAACAACACCAUCAACAAUAACAACAAUAACAACAACAACAACUACAGCGCAAGUACAGGCGGCAACCGAAUGCUCAAGAUGAACGGUGCCGGUGUAGUGAACGGUGGUGCUGCUGGAAGGAUGCGUGGCAUGAAUGGCUCAAUCCUGUCACCGCCCUCGGGUGGUGGUGCCGAUAUGACCGACAACGUGGGGAUGUUCAAUGGAAAUGGAAGUUUUGCCGGCAGCAUGCGUACGAAGGUAAUUUCCUCCCAGUCGCAGAUCAGCAGUCACGCGCGGGACGAAGCGACGGCCCAGCUGCUGAUGACGCCGAAGAAGAGCUUCAUCCAGCAGCGCGUCGAGAAGCUGUACGGAGCGAGCGAGGUGGUGGUGCUGAACAAGCAGAACUACAGCAGCAGCGAGCGCAAGUACCUCAACAACAUUGCCAACGACAACACCAGUGGCGGUGCGUCGGUCAAGCUGAUCCAUCACAGCAGUACGGCACAGGCUGGACAGCAGCAGCAGCACCACCAUCACUCGAUGGGAAAUGGAACGGCCCGGAAUGGGGUAGCGAAUGGGGCGGCCGGCGGUCUGCACGUGACGAACGGCGGAACCAACGGCGGCUCGGUGCACGAUGAAAACGGCAAGCAGCUAAACGGGGCGGCGGAAGUGAGCAACGGCAGCGACGAGGCGGACGUUGAAUCGCUGCCCGUGCUGCGACAUUUGCGGCCCGAAUUCCGCGCCCAGUUGCAAAUAUUUUCACCGAAAAAGAUGCCGAAACCGGCAGCACCGCCGGCGAAUCGUACCACGGCCGUCAACGGCAGUGCGGCGACGCAUGCGAAUGGCAACACUGCGGAAGAGAAUGUCACACUUACCACCGGCCCGAAACGGUACACGCAAGCGAACGGCAACAGCAGCAACACCGAUCACCUCGAGCAGCAGCAGCAUUCCCUGGUGCGGGAAGAGCAGGAUCAUCGCACGACGGUUACGAAUCGAUCCACCAUGGUGGUGAAAAAUGCUCGAAUUUCUUCGCACACAACCACAACAAGCAGCAGCACUAAUGGACGGACUGCUGUUGAGGAGGAGGAGGAGGAGGAGAAUGCUCUGCUAACAAGCAACCAUCACCAUAGUAACGCUACUAGUGCACGCAGCAGUACCAUCACCGAGGCAAAGCAGCAGCAGCAGCAUACCACCGGCGUCGUAACGGAGCAGCAUCAUCACGAAACCGCGUCACAGAGCCGCUCGAGUUCUACCGACAUGUCGACGACCACCACCACCACCAAGACAUCGAUGGCGGCGGUAACGUCAUCGAAGACGGUGAUAGUGGAGGAAAAGAUGCGCUCGCUGGUAGUGGUGUCGCCGUCGUCGGCAACCGCGGCCGAUAACGGUGUUGGUCGAAUGUCGACUGCCGAUGGUGGUAACGCCAUUGCCACGGCCGCCGCCACUGUCGUACCUGACGAGCCAAAGCCGACGACAGUCGUCGCCGCGAGUGUGAUCGAAAACGGCGUACAGAACGGUGUUCGACAGAGCAGUGACACCAUCACCAACGGGCUUGAAAGUGUUGUACCUGCAGUGAGCGUGAAGAAGGAGGAAGUGCUUGUUGUUGGCGGUGGUGAAAUUGUGAAUUGUGAUAAUAGCAGUCAGUUCGUCGCGGACAAUAUGCGCACAGCGAACGGCGGAAGCACGGUGGUAAUGGAACCGGUGGCCGCCAGCAGCAUCACGUUGCCCGCGGUCGCGACGAUGGCCGAUUUUGUCCAUCCUGUGGCGGAGGGAGGCAUCCAAUCAAAUGGUAAACCAAUCGAGGUAACCACAAAUGGCCAGGGGAGCAACGACAGUAGCUUUAGUAGCAGCAACAACAACAUCGUGCUGGACGGUAACCAUUUCCUGCGGAUCCUAAAAACUGAACAGAAUCGGCUCAAAGCAAUGGCUGACGAAGUGGAGCAAGAAAUCAAUCUGUUGAAGGCCGAUGGCGUCGAGUUCGGCGAGGACAUUAACGGAUACAUCCUGGUUGCUGUGGGCAAGGCCCGCCUGCUGUGUUCGCAAAAAAUGAAACAAUUUGAAGAUUUGUGCUACACGAACCUCAACCAAUCGCCGGACGAAAAGUUCCAAACGACCGGCGAAGAUUUGCGAGGCUUCUGGGACAUGGUGAUGCUGCAGGUAAACAACGUCGACGCUAGCUUUGCCGAAAUUGAUUCGUUCCGGAAAAAUGGUUGGCGGAAACCAGCGCCAAAGAGUCCACCGCCACCAGCUCGCAAUGGGACGGCAGGAGCGACGCGCACCAAGCUGGUAAAGCGUCCGUACAAAACCGGCGGCACAGCGAACGGUUCCACCGUGACGGACGGCAGCAACGGUGUCGAGGCGAAAAAGGCGUCCGCCGCGCUGGCGGCAGCCAAGCGGGAGGCCCAGCGGAAGCAGCUGAUGGAAAUGAAGCGCAAGCAGAAGCUGGCCAACAGCCAGCAGCAGACGGCGGUGGAAAUAUUUGCCCCGGCAAGCGACGAGCCAGCAGCGCAGCAAAACGGCGUCGGUGGUGGUGAUGACAACAACUGUAGUACGGCCGUCGUCCCUCCGGUAGGGACCGCCGCAGCAGCCGCGACGACGACGCUGGUCGAUACGAGUUGAUCUCGUGAGACGGCAGCAGCAACAGUACGAUUGCUUUAAGCUUUUUUUCCAUCACUCGCGCCCCCCAUACCUGAGAUAGGCUCAUUUCGGAGUUCAAGCUAAAGUCGAGCGAAAAUUUUAUCGAAAGCGACAACAAAACACACCAAUACAAACUGUAGAUGCUGUCUCUAGUUAAGAUGAAACGCAAACGGAAUCGAGCGAAAGCUAGGCGGUGUGAGGAAAAUUGACCACUUGGUGGAGAGACAAGUAAUGUUUUGUAAAUUACUACACACACACACUGGACUGAACCUUAUUUUUGACAGUUUUCGUUAAGCUAUCCGGAACAGUGAAACCCGCAGCACCGAUCGUCACGGCGAAAAUAAAUCGAAACACCCGUUCAUGUGAAUGCAAGACUACGUAAAUACCAUGAUCAUCAUAAAAAACCCCCGUUCAAUAAUUUGUCCGAGCACAUCACCGGUUGGUAUCGCUCGGAUUUUUUUUUAGUAUAAAAAUUCCAUCCCUUCCACUGUA
Anopheles merus is the source of this 4780-nucleotide messenger RNA. RefSeq names its product myb-like protein A (gene vlc). Gene Ontology annotation, cellular component: glutamatergic synapse; postsynaptic specialization. Gene Ontology annotation, biological process: signaling. The transcript has 6 exons. Gene Ontology annotation, molecular function: molecular adaptor activity. Bases 1136 to 4270 code for a protein of 1044 amino acids. The record is from RefSeq and is a predicted model, not a curated record. Lineage: Eukaryota; Metazoa; Arthropoda; Insecta; Diptera; Culicidae.